Messenger RNA from Leptopilina heterotoma, 870 nucleotides. RefSeq names its product ADP-ribosylation factor-like protein 2-binding protein. The coding region runs from base 200 to 694 and encodes 164 amino acids. Lineage: Eukaryota; Metazoa; Arthropoda; Insecta; Hymenoptera; Figitidae. Gene Ontology annotation, biological process: maintenance of protein location in nucleus; positive regulation of tyrosine phosphorylation of STAT protein. The record is from RefSeq and is a predicted model, not a curated record. Gene Ontology annotation, cellular component: mitochondrial intermembrane space. The transcript has 6 exons.
GGAAACAGAUCUGAUAAAGACAAUUACAAUUUAUUUCUGGCAAAUGUCACUUUUAUUAAUAAUUUCAACAAGUUUUGCGAGUAUUAAUUAAAAAUAGAGGCGAAGUUUUUUUUAAUUAAAUCACUUGAAUAAUUUAGAUAUGCUUGAACUUGGUGGGGAAAAGUAAUAAAAGUAUAUACAAAACUAUACAAAGAAAAAAAUGGCACAGAAUCUAGAUUGUGCAACGAACUCUAUUGAUUCCGAACUUUUGGAUUGCCUUCGAAGAAAUAAAAUAACAGUUGAUGAUUUCUCAUUUGAUGAGGUCAUUGGCCUCAUUGAGGAUAUUUUAAUGGAGGACGAUUUUCAAGAAAUGCAACAGCGUUAUUUGGAAAAAUAUUGGCAAAUUUUUGAGCCAGUUGAAGAAAAUAAAUUGGUUUACAUGGAUAUUUUUAAUGAUUACAAUAGAGACAUAGAAGCAUUUUUGGAAAACAGUCUCAAAAAAGUUAUACCCAACUUUUCAAUGACUACAUUUUUAAGUCAGUUGAGUAUGAAGAAAUCCGAGUUAGAAGGUGAAAUUUUCGAAAUACUCUUAUCAUUCACGGACUUUCUUGCUUUCAAGGAAAUGAUCCUCGACUAUCGAGCUAUGAAAGAAGGAAAAGUUCAAGACCUCAGUGGAAGUUUGUUUGUAACAUCUUUGAAAUCGGGAAAUAAUUAAGAAUCAUUGAAAAAAACCAAUGCACCUAGCAAACCGUUCUUUAAUCUUAAGUAUACGUUGAAAUAAUUUUGCGUUAAUUUUUUUUACACAAGAAGAAAUUUCGACUUUUGUAAAUAACAAAGAACUGCAAUAAGGCUGUUAAUUUUAUAAAAUAAAUAUAUCAUUUGACAAAUUAA